This is a messenger RNA of Klebsormidium nitens, 906 nucleotides long. NCBI's taxonomy places the organism in Eukaryota, Viridiplantae, Streptophyta, Klebsormidiophyceae, Klebsormidiales, Klebsormidiaceae. The record is from the annotation of a GenBank genome assembly.
AUGACGCAACGGGGCGAGUCUGGCGUCAGCAGGGAGCAGCUCAAGGAAGUGGACGACGUGGCGCAGGUCCUCUCAGAAGUCUUUGACGUCACCCCGGAGUAUGUGCGUGGCGCGUUCACGUGCGUGUGGCAGAACUAUGGAUUCCAGCAGGAGGCGUGGGCUGCCAUCAAGGAGGAUGACUGGGCUGACAUCACAACGUACAUUGUAGAUGACCUCAGAGCAGCGAACCCAAAUGAUGACGUGAGCAUAUCGGCAGUCCCCGGGGCUGCGGUUGACCACCCACAAGAAGAUUCAUAUUGGUUCCUUCCAAGAUCAGAGCAGGGCGACGGAGGAAGUGCCGCUUCAGAUCCCCGAGCAAAGACCAGCAAUAUACCUAGUCAACUCUCCGACGGAGAAGCGCACUCAGAAGACUACGCCCAAUGCUUAAGCGGCAUUCCCGCGGUGUCGAAAGCGAGGGAUCCCCCUCCCGGCCUUGAUGAGAACGGUAAAAAUCCAGUUGCACAAAGUGGGCCGCAGCAUCGGGAGGGGCUAACUUUAGCGGCCUUGGCGAUCCAACCGGUACGAGGAAACCGUGAAGAGCGGGUGGUUUCUCCCGACAUCUCGAGGGGGAGGGAGCGCGUGCCAAUCUCGUGCGUCAAUGCCUACACGGAGGACAACCUGCCCAAAGGCUUCCGCUACAUGACAGGCUCCGUUCCGUUCGACAGAGCCCGGAAGUACGCCCCAGGAUGCCUCUCCCGCCUGGUCGAUCAGGACCAGUGCCGCUGCAAGGGUGACUGCGUGGGUCGGAAGUUCGAGUGCUGGUGCACAAACAUCACCCGGGGAUCCUACGCGUACAACCGGGAGGGGCAACUGAGCCAGCAGUUUCUGCGUCAAGAGCUCGACCGGAUGAAGGACAUCGGAAAUUAG